GUGGUCAAGAGAUUUCUUCCACGGUCUAAGAUGUUGAGGCUCACGCGACGGAGGCAGAUGCGCAAUCUUGGGCAUGACAUGGUCGGAGGCAAGGUGAUCCGCACGGUGGCCAAGGGUCGAUUGCGUAACCUGCAGAAGAGGAUGGGUCGCGUCAAAGUACUCCAAGCUGCUGCUGGCUCCAAAGUGGGGGCCAUUUGGCGGUCUGGUGUGCUUGCUGGUGCUGCGCGUGGCAGCUCGGUCCUGGGAGUGCCUGGUUGUGACUUGAAGCAGUUGCGGCAGACGGCUGGGGUGAUUACUGGAGUUCAUGCUAAGGGCGUCAGCGUCACGGCCUAUUUGGCUACGCAGAGGGAUAAGUACAUGGAUCCCAUCUUCGAAGCGACGCUGAACAUGGUGUACAUGUAUGCCUGCUUCGUGAUCGAGGUGCGCUUGGACAUGGGCAGGCUCGAGCGGAUGUUCGCGAGCUCCUACGGCUUGGAGUGCAGCGUUGGCAAGGACGGAGGAUCCUUGAGCACCAUGUCGAGCAUCUCGAAG
This is a messenger RNA of Prorocentrum cordatum, 531 nucleotides long. NCBI's taxonomy places the organism in Eukaryota, Dinophyceae, Prorocentrales, Prorocentraceae. The record is from the annotation of a GenBank genome assembly.